Messenger RNA from Oncorhynchus masou masou (cherry salmon), 3639 nucleotides. RefSeq lists its product as uncharacterized. The record is from RefSeq and is a predicted model, not a curated record. The transcript has 3 exons. Bases 1 to 933 code for a protein of 310 amino acids. Lineage: Eukaryota; Metazoa; Chordata; Actinopteri; Salmoniformes; Salmonidae.
AUGAAGAGCUCCUAUUACUCCUGCAAAUCUACACUACAGCACGCCACCUCACCCACGCCACCUCACCCACGCCACCUCAGCCUGCCAAUCUACACUACAGCACGCCACCUCACCCACGCCACCUCAGCCUGCCAAUCUACACUACAGCACGCCACCUCACCCACGCCACCUCAGCCUGCCAAUCUACACUACAGCACGCCACCUCACCCACGCCACCUCACCCACGCCACCUCAGCCUGCCAGCUACAUUACAGCACUCCCACGCCACCUCAGCCAGCCAGCUACAUUACAGCACUCCCACGCCACCUCAGCCAGCCAGCUACAUCACAGCACUCCCACACCAUCUCAGCCAGCCAGCUACAUUACAGCACUCCCACGCCACCUCAGCCAGCCAGCUACAUUACAGCACUCCCACGCCACCUCAGCCAGCCAGCUACAUUACAGCACUCCCACGCCAUCUCAGCCAGCCAGCUACAUCACAGCACUCCCACGCCACCUCAGCCAGCCAGCUACAUUACAGCACUCCCACGCCACCUCAGCCAGCCAGCUACAUUACAGCACUCCCACGCCACCUCAGCCAGCCAGCUACAUUACAGCACUCCCACGCCACCUCAGCCAGCCAACUACAUUACAGCACUCCCACGCCAUCUCAGCCAGCCAGCUACAUUACAGCACUCCCACGCCACCUCAGCCAGCCAGCUACAUUACAGCACUCCCACGCCACCUCAGCCAGCCAGCUACAUUACAGCACUCCCACGCCACCUCAGCCAGCCAGCUCCAUCACAGCACUCCCACGCCACCUCAGCCAGCCAGCUCCAUCACAGCACUCCCACGCCACCUCAGCCAGCCAGCUACAUCACAGCACUCCCACGCCACCUCAGCCAGCCAGCUCCAUCACAGCACUCCCACGCCACCUCAGCCAACCCCAUAUAGCAGUGAGGGUACUAUUAGCCAUGUAAUGCAGGUUGAGACCGUUCCAAGCUAAAGACCACACACCCCACGCUACAGGGGUUACUUAGCUAUACAAAAUAGUCACUGUAGAAAUGUCUGUAAACAGCAUGGAUCACAGUAUAACUUGUAUUGAAGACAUUAUUUGACUAUGCCCAUUAGGGGGCAGUAUUGACUAGUCUCAGAUCUGGUUGUUAUCAUGUUACUGCAGUUGUAGAAUGUUACUGUGUAUGAGGAAAUGCAGUAUUUUAGUUAUCGAACUGAACACUCAAACGUAUAACUGAUCUGGCUGAAAGUAUAGCAAAUCAUAGUUUUAUGGGUUUUAAAUAUUUCAUAUUCUGAUAUUAAUUUAGACACUGACCAAGUGGAUUGGAUUUACAAUGCAGAUUAAAGGGAUGGUUCAUGGUUGAUGGUUGAUUUUGGGGCAGAUUAAAGGGAUGUUUGAUGGUUGAUUUUGGGGCAGAUUAAAGGGAUGGUUGAUUUUGGGGGUAUUAUUAAUCUUACCUUGAGUUGUCUAUAUGGAUUAAUUAUCACUAAAACAAAAGGAAGCUGUGAGAGAAAGAGUCCAACAUAAUAAUGAAAUCAAGCAAUGCCUACUGUCUAACAAAAUGUCUAACAAGCUGCCUCUGACUAUAAUGAGACACAGCUCAUUAGUGACAUUUCAUAACAUAUUUCAAAGUAGUAGAUAAAAGAUGACUUUUAGUUAUCUCUAUUAUUUCUGAUUCCUUCUAAUAUCCACAUGUUGCUGUUAGAGAAGUUCUGAUUGUGUCAAUCCUGUCUCCAAACGUGAGUGAUUGUGAAUGUCGGGUGUGCCUUCAAUAAAGACAUGCUCAGGUUAACUAAACUCUUGUGAAUUAAUGCUUUGGUGCACGUGUCAAGCUCAUUCCACGGAGGGGGUGGAGUGUUUGCGGGUUUUUUCGUUCCUCCCGUUGUAUUUGAUGAAUUAAAGGUCACUGAUUAGUAAGGAACUCUCCACAUCUGGUUGUCUUGAGUUUUAAAUACGGGGCCCCUCCGUGUAAACAGUUUGGCAGCCCUGUUGUGGUGGAUGGUCAUUGACACUAUCUUCCACUAAAUCCGUAUCGGUGUAGAUCAGCGCGAUUGAAAUUGAAAUGCAUGUUCCCGUAUUCACAGAGUGCAUUCGCGGAAUCGGAAAAUACCUUUCAAUUUAAAUCGCGCUUAAUAACGACAAACUUCCGUGAUAAGGAUUAAAUCGAGCCCUUACAAUUCAUAAGAGGUAUUGGGGGAGGGGGGUGUAGUUACACAUGUGCCAAAUGCAAUGAAUCAGCAACUCGGAAAUGUCGGAGUUUCCUACUUCGGACUAGCAUAUCAUCCCUGAACUGCGAUUUCUCACACAUGCUGACCUCUGACAUCACCCACUAAGGAAAUUAACUCAACAUUUUGACGACACCUAAGGAUUUAUUUUAUUUGACUUAAUUUAACUAACGAAGUCAGUUAAGAACAAAUUCUUAUUUUACAAUGAUGGCCUAACCCGGACGACGCUGGGCCAUUUGUGCACCACCCUAUGGGACUCCUGAUCACAGCCGGUUGUGAUACAGACCGGAAUCAAACCAGGUCUGUAGUGGCGCCUUUAGCACCGAGAUGCAGUGCCUUAGACCACUGUGCCACGUGGGAGCCUUAAUGAACUCAAUAAUAGCAUUUUGACCUGUUCACCUACUGAGGAAAUGACCUUGAUUAUAGCACUUUCAGCAGUUAAAUGUAACAACAACAGCAACGAAACAUGUCGAAAAAGCCAUCUGUUGAUGUGAUUUGUGAACACUAUAAUUUGUUUACAAGUAUGAUAGCUGUACAUUCAGUUCAUGGUUGAGUCAGCUUGUUGCCCAUUAGCCAACCGGCCUUUCUCAAUAAAUUCGACGCACAUGAACUCAUCCAACUAGUAAUUACUACCUUCCAAACACCGCAUUAGUGUUGGUGUGACAGCUAUAAAAGCCAGCCAGCAUCCGUACUAUUGUGAUGAAGCUGUAGGACAGCUUGAAAGGGAGGAUGUAAACUAAAUCAUUAGCUAAUUGCGCGCAAGACUCUGAGAAGCUGACAUGAGGUAGAGCCGAGCGUGCAGGCAGGUCUUGGCGAGGGGUGCUGUUCAUAAUGAACGUUGGACUUGUCGCCUUUGCAAGUACCGGCGUUACACUCGCCCACACCCCCAUUGGUCCCGUCAGCUGGGAGAGCUACGUUUUUUUAAUCGUUCAAUAUUAUGUAUGUGUCCUCUUUCGUUGGCCUAGUCUUGUUUAAAUGUUUUUGGAAUGUGUCAUUUAAAAAAUACAGCUUGGGUUUUGUGGUGAACAGAAGGGGACUGCAGACUUCAUAGGUCGGUGGGGGGUCUAUGGCUCUGUCAUGUGUGGAUCUUUGGACUGUGUCGUAGGCUAUGAUUCCACUGUGUGCAGUCGGUGAAUUUGCAUGUUUGUUCAAUGGCGUUUCAUUGGGCUAGGCCCAGUUUGCAGUGAAGUAAUAGUAUCACCUUAGAUGUUCAGUUCUCCUCCAUUGUUAACCUCACGUGUGUGUGUGUGUAGUGUCACUUAAGCGCGUUUAUCACGCUUAGCAGAUGUGCCUUAGGGCUUCAGGUCAUUGCAGCACUUCUGAUUGGGUUACAGAGACUGCAGGAAUUUAGGUCACCUAGCAUGUCAUGCACGCAGUCUUCUGAAAUGGUCUAUUUAAUAAAGAUAAUUGUUUGCUCUA